AUGGUUUCCGGUUGUUUUUCUGUUUUGUUCUUAGUGCAGUCAGCACCCAGCUAUCCAGCCCCCCAGCACCCAGUUUCACAGCUACCCAGCCAUCCAGCACCCAGCUACCCACCCAGCCACAGGCACCCAGCCAUCCAGCACCCCAGCUACCCAGCUACCCAGCCAUCCAGCCGCCCAGCACCCAGUUUCACAGCUACCCAGCCAUCCAGCACCCCAGCCACCCAGCUGUCCAGCCACAGGCACCAGCCAUCCAGCACCCAACUACCCAGCCAGCCACCCAGCUACCCAGCUGUCCAGCCACAGGCACCCAGCCAUCCAGCACCCCAGCUACCCAGCCAUCCAGCACCCCAGCUACCCAGCCAUCCAGCACCCAGCUACCCAGCAUCCAGCUACCCAGCCAUCCAGCACCCUACCAAAACAUAUAAUAAAGCAUAA
Molecule: messenger RNA, 435 nt
Organism: Alosa sapidissima (American shad)
Lineage: Eukaryota; Metazoa; Chordata; Actinopteri; Clupeiformes; Clupeidae
Product: vegetative cell wall protein gp1-like
Exons: 1
Coding region: 1-435 (144 amino acids)
Source: RefSeq, a predicted model, not a curated record